Bursaphelenchus okinawaensis is the source of this 4556-nucleotide messenger RNA. NCBI's taxonomy places the organism in Eukaryota, Metazoa, Nematoda, Chromadorea, Rhabditida, Aphelenchoididae. The record is from the annotation of a GenBank genome assembly.
AUGGUCUCGACUAGAGACCAUCAGGACCAGUUCAACGACUUGUUGAACACUAACGAAGAGUGGCCGGCUUUGAACACCAGUUUAAUGGCCAACAACCGUACGAUGGGGCAGUUUGAGGGAUUUGAUGGUGACAGAAAGUAAGCAAUUCUUUAUUUAUUGCUAAGUAUUAUGCAAAUUAGGUUAAAAUAGUGAAACUUUUUACAAGUUCAUAAAACAUGGGGAACCUGCUUUGUAAAUACCCCUGAGGGAGCAAAUUAACGACAAUUAUGCUUAGUGUCACGUAAAGUAUUAUAAUAUAGUACUAACAUUACUUUUUGCACUUUAAAGAGCUAUUUGUAAAGCUGCUUAUAUGCCAUUAUAAAAUUAAUGUAAAGGUUUAUAAUCGAAUAAAUCGCGUUUUACAAAUUUUUCGUUUUAAAAAUACAGUGGAACCGGGAAGGAACCUCUACAAAGUUAGCCUUAUGUGAGCUUUCGAUUUAGGUUUAUAGCUUUUAUGCCUACUGAGUAUUUUAUUAUAAUCAACAUUCGAAAAAUAAAAACUUUUAGCAGUAAAACUAAAAAUAAAAAAACUAUUUUUAGGUCCCCAAUGCCACGCCGUUCUACUGGUCGGAUGCAAGGUUGGUUGCUCGGCCAAACGUUGUACUGUGUGGUAUUUUUGCACCAGUUAUUUUUUUUGUUGUGGUAGAAAAGUGUUUUAUCACUAGUUUGUUUUGUUUUUUUAAAUACAUUGAGGUAGAGCAGGGGGGGGGGGAGGGAGGGGUGGCAAAUUACUUAAUGUAGGCGGGAGAUUUUGCAUGUUUAAAAAUACUACUUUAUAUUAAAACUACUUUUUUUCUGAAUAAUAACUCAUAAAGCUUUGGUGGAAUUUGCCAAACUGCUUUUCGCAAAGUUUACGAGAUUUAAGAUUAAAAUUCCAAAGCGUUGGAAUUGCGAAUUUGUUUUUCAAUUGUGACUUGAGUGUAGUACAAGAAUUUUAUAAUAGAUACAAGUGUGAUUACGGUUAAGCUCUUUAAUUUUCCCAACGGAUUUUUCAUUAUUGCGAAAAUUGGUGGAUUAGGUGACAUUGGCUGAAGAUGGAGGGUUAACUUGCUAUGUGUUAAGAAUCUUUAAUCUUGCCCGAUCUUGAGGUUAAAAUAAUGAACUAAUUUUUUAUGUUAUUUAAAACUUCUGAUUUUAAAAUAACUUGUAAUUACAAGUUAAUUUUUUCAAAACUUUGGAUACCUAAAGCUCAGUUUUGCUCCAAAUAUAAACACGUUAUCUGAUUGAAAACAGCUGGUAAUAACACCCGGUUUUACACUGUUGUAUAUUGCUUCUAUUCACUUUGACCUUUUUGUUUUCCAUCUUUUUUUCUUUGCUGAUUAAACAUCGGGUAUGUUAUCAAUACCCACUAAAGAUUGUCUUAAAGGGUCCAGAAUGGCGUGCUUAAAACUUUUUACUUUCUUUUUAUUUUAUAUCACUUUUUUUAUUUAAAAAAUAUUCAUAUUUUUCCAAACUUACCAGUUCGUGUAGCCCAAAAAGUAGUAAAUAGUAAUUGUUGAAGCCGUCAUAUCCUGUCCAAAACUCUUCCAAAGGUAUUGCGAAUGUUUUUCACGUCGCAAAAACAUAGUAAACCUUGAAAAUUUUAAAGUAAAAACGUUUUUUGGAUGCCCGUAACGCGAUUUCUAGUGGAAACAGUAAAUUUUGUGAAGUUUUUGUGUUUUUUGGAGUUGAAAAGAUGGGCAGAGGUUGAUAAAGUGUUCACAAGUGUUAUUACUUUAAAGUUUAUUGCGAAGUAGUAAUGUAAACUAAAGCAACUUUGUUUUACAAGCUUUAUAAAUACAUUUAUAAGUAAUUUAAGUAAAAAAAGUAUUAAAUAUUACAGAUAAAUUAAUUUUUUUUCAUAUUUCUUUUUCUCAAGAAUUUUUUGCUGCUUCUUCUUUUGCCGGGAUUUUGGCAAGGUGAGGCGGAAUGCCAGAAAGAAUAAAAUAAAAUAAUUUUUUUCAUUAAAUUCUUGCAAAAUUAGCCUAUUUUUAGCAAUAUUUUAGGGUUCAUUUAUCUAAAAGUGUUAUUGAUUGUCCUUUUACAACUCGUCUGAUGUUAUCCUUUUCAAUUUGCCGAUAAGUUUUGUUGAAAUUUUGUAAAAACCGGCAACACACCGAUAACCAAGGAUAAUGUGUUGUUUGUGGCGAUAAUAUUAUAUUACUUUGGCUUUUAAUAUUAUGGGGGCGUAAAUGUAAUUAAGUCUCCUUUUAUCAGGUUCUUGCUUUUAACGCGUGUUAAUUCAUCGUAAUUUUACAGUUUAAGGGAUUUUUACACCUCGUGAGGAGUUUUUUGUUUUUCGAAAAAAAUUGUUUGGGACCCUUUGGCAACAUAUGUAAGAACACGAAAACGUAGUGUAAUAUUUAAUUUUGGGGCGACUUUUACCUAAGAAGCCAAGUCUUCUUCAAGAAUGUAAAGAUAAUGUUUGUUACCUAAAUUUUUGCGUUGUUUUACCUAUCUUAUUUGAAUUUACUAAUUGCUGCAAAAUUUUAUGAACUUUUUUCGAUGUUUACUAAAAUUUUAUAGAAAAGGGUUGAGUAUAUUAUAGUAACUAAUAAAGAAUUAUAUCUUUUUUUCGAAAGACCAAAGAUUUUAGGUAACAACUUAUUGUUUUUUGUAACUGGGAAUUUUUUUUAAAGAUUUUGAAAAUAUAUUAAACAAAAAAAAACAAAACCUAGAUAUCAUGCUUACAUUAUGUAGCAAAAUAAGCUCAAAUACCAUCCAUAGUUGACAGCUUAAUUGUAUUGUUUAGGCAGGUCAACAAAGUUUCACACCCACUCCACUAUUAGAUGAUACUCGAGGGGAUUAGUCUUGGGACUAGACAUUCUUAAUAACACAUUCCACUUUGACGUUGCUCCUGUUUCCGUGUGUGGUUUUUUCACAUCGUGCUUCGUAUUUUAUUAUUUUUUUUCUUUUAGGUUAAAGAUUUGAGGUGUGGAAUUUUGGUAUUUUAGAGCGAUUUUGCUAAAUUUAUGUAAAUUUUCUGACAUUUUAAGUUUCGAAAUUUUAACCUUCGAGCCCUCAAAUCCUUAACCAUUCCCCACUAUCGUGCUAAUUUUGUUCAUUUUUCGUGGUUUGUGCUGUAACAACAUUGGUUUUUCAAGCUUUUUGCAUCUGGUUAAUGUACAUUAUAUUGACAGAUGUAGAAAGUCUCCAAAAAAAUUAUUAUAGUUUUGUCAUUUCAGCUCCAACCCUGGCAGAAACACUGAGACAAACGUACGGCGCUCAGCCUGAGACCAUGGGCAUUCAACAGCAACAGGCGUUUAUGGCCCAGCAAAUGAAUCAGCAGAAUAACCCGUCGGCCAAGAACCCCAAGCUUUACAAAACCGAACUAUGUCGCUCAUGGAUGGAAAGCGGACGAUGCAAUUAUGGAGAAAGGUACGUUUUUGGUUUUAUAAAAUUUUUAUUUUUUACGUUUGGAAAACGUUAAUAUGUAUUUUUAUAAUUUUGUUUUGAGACAUUUAAAAUUAACUAUUUCUAUUCCAGAUGCCAAUACGCUCACGGUGACACCGAAAAACGGCCAAUUCCCCGUCAUCCCAAGUACAAAACUGAGGCCUGUCAAUCCUACCAUCAAUCCGGCUACUGUCCGUACGGUCCUAGGUGUCAUUUUAUCCAUAACGAGGAACCUCAUGUCUUGGCCCAACUUGUAGCUCAAAAUGCGGCCGCUGCCGCCGCUUCAAAAGCUCAACAACAACAGAUUUUGGACGCACGAGCUCAGGCUUCAAUUCAGCGUCCAAACUCAUUGAUAGGUUUGAGUCGUACCAGUUCGACUGGUCGUACAGGAACCAAUGCCAAUGCUAUUGCAACGGCCGCCGCCAUGGCCGCUGCUGCCUUUAGCCAACAACCGCAAUUGUUCAGCAGACAGUUCCAGAAUCAGCUACAGGUUUGUUAGCUAAUUUUUCAAUGUGAAAGGCUUUGGAUAAGAUAAUAUUCUUUUAUUUCAGAAUGUGAAUAUGUUUUUUAUAAUAGUAUCACGACUGCUUUUUUAAUCUUUUUUCUUUUUACAGAUGUUCAGCGAAGGCUCGACUACCCCAAAACCAGCCCAGAAAUCGGACGUACUCGGCUCCACCGGGGAUUCGCCAAUUCCUUCAUCAAAUGACUCUGGCACCGAAUCCCCAUUAGGCUCGUUUUCGCCCGGUUUUGAAGCCGAAGAUCCAUUCUACGGUCGCAAGGAGCAGAAACAUCAACAACACAACCCUUACUACACACAAAUGAGCCAGGCUCAAGUGGAGUGGUCGUUGGCUCAGGACUUUAGCGAGUUGAGCCCAUAUGGAGCAAAAUACAAUAAUCCAAUUGCACCACCCCCAGGCCUACAUCCCCACGAUUUGAGCCCACUGAAUUUGUUGCCAACCUCUUUGAGUAGCGACGUUGAAAGUGGAUUCUUGUCGUCGGCAUCAUCGAUUUCUUCGAACAAGUCGACGUCACCAAGCUCACCACCGACCGGAACCACACCGUUGGCUUCCACCUGGUCCACUGGUACUACGCCAACUCAGGGCGUUCGUCUGCCAGUGUUUGAACGGCUAUCCAAUGGGCCUUAA